Molecule: messenger RNA, 1110 nt
Organism: Penicillium malachiteum
Lineage: Eukaryota; Fungi; Ascomycota; Eurotiomycetes; Eurotiales; Aspergillaceae
Exons: 3
Coding region: 1-1110 (369 amino acids)
Molecular function (GO): protein binding
Source: RefSeq, a predicted model, not a curated record
AUGGCUAUGUCAGGCGAGCCUAGAUGCAUCAUGAUCACUGCCCCAGUUCUAGGUGAGAACUGGGCCAAUAUCAGUGAUCCAGUUGAACGCCGAAGGGCUCAAAAUCGAAUCGCCCAACGAGGAUACCGAAAACGGUUACGCAAAAUGGAAGAGGAAGCCGCUCAAAAUAAACAGAACAAUAACCGAACCAAAGCAUCUGUCGAACCAGUGACUAGAUUGCCACCUUCACCUCCUGAAUCAAAAUUACCUCAACCUCAAAUAACAAAGCAAGAGCAAAUUCCUGCAAUUACUACACCUCCUCCAUCAAGACCAUCAUCACAACCAUAUGCACUUCCCCACCCUCAUCAAUCACAAACACCCAGAUUGCCGGAUCUGCAUCAAUAUAACCCACAAUUGGACCAUGUCACAUAUACAAGAAGACCCUGGACACCCUCAUCAAUGGAAGAAGAGGCCAACCAACCAAUCUUUCACAUGAAAACACCGCGCUCAGACCCUGUCUACUCAACCUCGCACAAAUUACCUCAAUCUUUCCACCCAUCAACGGAAACUGGUCUACUCUGCUCUCCUCCAGGUCCUCCAGUUCCCGCUUCGCUGCCAACUCCGCGCGUGAGCCCAGAGACUAGUGAUCUACCAAGGAGCGGAGAUACAUCCCAUGGACACACAGCCUUACACCGCGCUGCUUUAUAUGGCCACGAGUCCGUAUUAACCGUACUUCUGCAAGCUGGCGCAGACCCCACACUCCCAGAUAGUACAGGCUUGACACCGCUUCAUCUUGCCGCACAACAAGGUCAUGCACGAGUAGUGCAAUUACUACUUUCUCAUGGCCCCCAGCAUCAAGAUAUGGUCAGUCAGGCCACCAGUACGGGUGAAACAUCACUCCACCUAGCUGUUCGGGCCCAGCAACCUGCCGUGGCACGAGUAUUAAUUGAACAUUCUGCACGAGCGGUAAAUGAUCAAGAUUGGUGGGGACGUACCGCACUACAUAUGGCUUGUGAGUCGAACCAACAAGGACUGGUUGAGAUGUUAGUUCACGCGGGUGCGCAGCUUGAUAUUCGGGAUUUUGAGGGCCAGACACUCUUACACAGUGCAUGUAUGGCUCCUGGUUUAUGA